GUUUUCUGGCUACAGUUUUUUUUUGCACUAGUGAUUUCAACUCUAGAAAUGGAGAACAUCGAGUAUUUUAAAAAAAGAAGCGGAACCACGGAUAGAGGUGGGGAGUAUGAGGAUGUGGUUCGCGCUUUCGUUAUCCUAAAACUAAUAAAAGACGUCGAAACAAAGAAUUUUCAUGUUUCGUCAAAUGAAGAAGGGUUCGGAGCUUUUGAUGACAUAGUUAUUAAAACUGAAUCAAAUAAGGGAAACAAAAUAAAAGCAGUUCAGCUAAAACACAACAAAAAUAAGAUAUUGUCCACAAGAAGUUUGAUGUCCAAAACAGGAGACUUCAGCAUUCUCAAAUAUUUCAAAUGUUUUCAAGAAAUAAAGAAAGAGGUUGACGAAUUAAUACUAUUUACUAACGGACCUUUCAAGUGUGACGACAAUACAACAAUUCAACUGGAAGAAGAAGAAUUUUCUAUUAUUCCUGUUAAAGUAAAAGCUGCUUCGGAACUUGCAGACAUAGAUUGUGCGUAUCAGUUUAAGAUAAUAGAAGAAGAUUGGAAUGUUGAAAUGCUUCUCAAAAUAAGAGAAUAUCAAAAGUUUUUUAGUAAAUUUUAUCUGUAUACCGAUCAAAAAAAAGUUGAAAACCUAAAAAACAAUGUAGCUGAAAACUUUAAAACAACGUACUAUUCGGAUGAGGAAAUAUUUGAAAAAUUCCUCAAAAGACUAAUUGAGUGGAAAAUCAAAGAAGGCAACAAAGAAAAGCUAAACAAAGAGUGGGUGGAACGAGUGAUCGCGCUACUGCUUUUAUGUUCCUAUAUCGAGCCUUUAUAUUCUGGCUCAAUUAAUGUCAAUUCCGUUAACGAUAAAAUGAAAAUAUUUCGAGAAGCCGUUUCCUUAUUCGACAUUACACUACUUGAAAGAGAAUCGUACGAAAAGCUUAAACCAGUGUGGGAUGACAUUAUAAAAGAAAAAAAAUUUGACUUUAGAGAAUUAAAUAAAGUAAGAAAAAGGUACUUCCCAGCAGUCAGUUAUAUUGAUAAUAAAAACAUCGACAAAAUAGAUCCAAGGAUAUUUAUUCAACUAUUAUGGUUAACAGACAAGUGCCCAUUAAUAAUACGUCAACAUGAGAACGUCGAAAAGGCCAUCCAGCUUUGUUCCGGUAAAAAGUUCAUCCUAAUUGGAGAAGGCAAGAAUGAGGAGUGGAUGGAAAACUAUACCGUUUUCCAAGAUCUAUCAAACUUGAAACAGAAACACGGCUUACGCGAAAUAUUGAUGCACAAUUUUACCAUAUCCAUCCAAGGAAAGGGAGAACUUAAUCUUGCAACAGCUUUUGACAAUAGCGAAGAAUUCUUAGAAAGCGUCACAACGGACAAGCUGGUGGAAAUGCUACAUGGUCCGUGUUACAUAGGGGGACAAAAAGAGAUUCUUCCUGAACCUUAUGUUGAGCGGAGUCUUUCCCGAAAUAUUAUUAACAUUAAAUACCUAGACAAAUUUUGGGAAAACACAAUUAUCAUUUUAAAUUGCGCCGAUAAUUUUGAUAAAGUUAAAGACAAAGUCAAACAAUGCAAAUUAAUUGUUGUAAAUAAUUUCUUACAGAAAAAAAAUCAGAAUUUUGAAAAUCAAAAAAAUAAACUUUAUAUAUGCAAUCCAACUCAAUAUAAAAAUAACUUUCAUUCGGAUAAAUCAAAUUUUACCAAUUCAGUUUAUAUAAGUAAUAGCAAUUUUAGUGAAUUAGAACUGGAACAAAUUUACAAUGAAAAUAGAGAAGCCAAACAAUUUCACUACUUUAAACUUUCCAGUGAUUGUAACUUAGAAUGGGUUAAAAGCAAAGGCGAUGUUAGUGAUUUAGAGGUUUAUAAGUUACAUGAAAAAUACUGUACGAACGAAAAUAAACUGUGGUGUUCUCGAUUAGAUAAUAACAUAAAUCUAAUAUGUGGCGAUCCGGGCAUGGGCAAGACCGAAUUAAUGAAAAGCUGCAAAAAUAAAUGUUCACCGAAACAUUGGACAAUUAUAAUUAGUCCUAACGAUGUGCACUCUUUUUUUUACAAUUCUAAGUUUUCCAAAACUUCUAAAUAUACAGAUUUAUUUGAAAAAUUUAUCGUAAAUAAAAAUUCUCGGUCCCUCAAGGGUUUCGAACGAAGGUUUUUCGAAAUGUGUGUAGAGAAAAAUAAUGUUGUUUACGUCUGGGACGCGUUGGAUGAAAUUGUAGGAGAAUGUUUAGAAGCUGUGACAAAAAUAAUCAUCGGUUUCUCAGCAAAAAGAUUCCUUCAAUGGGUUACUAGUAGAAAACAUCUAAAACCAUUUCUAGAAAAAAAAUUCAAUGUAUUGGCACUUAGUAUAAAUCAGUUUGACGAACAAGAACAACAAAAUUAUGUAAGAAAACGUUUGUCGUCUUUCAUUUCUGUAGACGAAAUUGAAAUCGUCAUUGAAAAAAUCAAAUCAUCGUUCGCGAUUAUCGAACACGUUAAUAUAUUGGGAAUUCCACUUCAAAUCUUUAUGGUUACCGAACUGUUCCGUCAAAACAGUGACAAAUAUUUGAAACUUAUGGAAAAUAUAUUUCUCUUGACUGAUUUAUACGAAUACUUCAUUGAUGAAAAAUUUAAUAAUUUUUACAGAGAUAAAUUGGUGUUUAAUUUUAAAAAUCCUCACAUGGUUAGUAGAAGUCGCGAAGAAAAACAGGAAAUUUUAGGUAAUUACGAGAGAGUGGCACUUAAAGUGAUAUUUUCGGAAGAAGUACUGAAACGAUUAAAUGUUGACUGUGAACAACACAAAGAAAAAAUUUUAGAAAAAUGUGUGUCUAUUGGUCUUGUAAGUGAAUUCGAAAAUGAUGUGCCACAUUUUGUUCAUGGUUCUUUUGCUGAAUACUUAGCUGCAACAUAUUUUUCAAAAAAUUUAAAUAUCUUUUAUGAUAUACUUGGUGACUUAAUGUUUAAUCCAAAGUAUAAUAAUGUUCGUUUCUUUUUUGACAUGUUGUUAGUCAAAAAUUGUAAAGCUCACAUUGCUGUCUUGUAUAAGAAGUAUGAAUUACUUAAAACUUAUGAUGACGAAACUUUAACACGCAAAGAUAAAGGUGGUAGAAGUGCUUUACAUGUGAUUUCUUCAUGGGGACAAAGACAUUCGCGUAUAAAAAUAACGGUUGAAAAUGGGAAGUGUAUUGUGCACGAAGACAGCAAUUUCGAUAGACAAGCAGAAAACGAAGCAUAUUUUGAAACGGUAAUCUUUUUGCAGAGCAAGAAUAACGUUGAAGAACACGAUAGUUUGCUAGAUGCGACUCCGUUGUCUUAUGCCAAAAAAAGUGAGAGUUUAGGGGCGGAAAUAAUAUUACUUCAAGCAAAAAAUAAAGAAUUGAAUCGUCAAGCAAAUUCUCUUAAUGAUAACGUUAAUAUUUUAUAUUAUUCUUCUUUACUUGGAUACGAUCAAGUGUGUGAACUUCUUAUUACCCAAGAGAUGAAAACCAGAGAAAAUCGUGGGUACGACACCAAAUUUGUUACUGCAGAAAAUGCUGAAACACCUCUAUUAUUAGCGAGUAAAAGUGGUCAUAUAAAAAUUGUUAAAUACUUGUUAUAUUUAAAUGACGAAAUGAACAAACCCACGAAACUUCGUGAGACACCGUUUCACUUUGCGCCCCAAAACGGCUACAAAAAUACUUUAGAAUAUUUUCUAAAUGUCGGUGAAGAAAUCAGUUGUAGGACUUUUGACAGCCCUUUCGGUGGCUUAGUGAAGCCAGGCCCUGAAAUUAAUCGAGGUAAUAAACACGGUGAGACACCACUCUUCGUAGCUUCUGAAAUGGGUCACGAAAAAGUGGUGGAAUGCUUGGCAAUAGCCGGUGCCGAAAUCAACAGGGCUCAGAAUAGCGGCUGGAUACCACUUCACAUAGCUUCCUUCAACGGUCACGAAAAAGUUGUCGAAUACUUGGCGACAGUCGGCGCCGAAAUCAAUAGCGCUAAUAAAAACGGUGUGACAUCACUUUAUAUAGCUUCACAAAACGGUCACAAAAAAGUUGUUGAAUACUUGGUGACAGUCGGCGCCGAAAUCAAUCGCGCUAAGAAUGACGGUGCGACACCACUUUACGUAGCUUCACAAAACGGUCACGAAAAAGUUGUAGAAUACUUAGCAACAGUCGGCGCCGAAAUCAAUCGCGCUAUGAAUGGCGGUGCGACACCACUUUACAUAGCUUCACAAAAAGGUCACGAAGAAGUUGUCGAAUACUUGGUGACAGUCGGCGCCGAAAUCAAUCGCGCCACGAAUGACGGUGUGACACCACUUUACGUAGCUUCCUUCAACGGUCACGAAAAAGUUGUCGAAUACUUGGCGACAGUCGGCGCCGAAAUUAAUGGCGCUACGAAUGACGGUGUGACACCACUUUACAUAGCUUCACAGAAGGGCCACGAAAGCGUUGUCGAAUACUUGGCGACAGUCGGAGCUGAAAUCAAUAACACUAAUAAAAACGGUGCGACACCACUUUUCAUAGCUUCACAAAACGGUCACGAAAAUGUUGUCGCAUAUUUGGUGACAAUUGGCGCCGAAAUCAAUCGCGCUAUGAAUGACGGUGCGACACCACUUUACAUAGCUUCACAAAACGGUCACGAAAAAGUUGUCGAAUACUUGGCGACAGUCGGCGCCGAAAUCAAUCGCGCUACGAAUGACGGUGUGACACCACUUUACGUAGCUUCCUUCAACGGUCACGAAAAAGUUGUCGAAUACUUGGCGACAGUCGGCGCCGAAAUCAAUUGCGCUACUAAUGACGGUAUGACACCACUUUUCAUAGCUUCACAAAACGGUCACGAAAAAGUUGUCGAUUACUUGCUGGCAAUCGGCGCUGAAAUCAAUCGCGCUACCAAUAACGGUGUGACACCACUUUACAUAGCUUCACAAAACGGUAACGAAAAAAUUGUCGAAUACUUGGCGACAGUCGGCGCCGAAAUCAAUUGCGAUACGAAUGACGGUAUGACACCACUUUUCAUAGCUUCACAAAACGGUAACGAAAAAGUUGUCCAAUACUUGGCGACAGUCGGCGCCGAAAUCAAUUGCGAUACGAAUGACGGUAUGACACCACUUUUCAUAGCUUCACACAACGGUCACGAAAAAGUUGUCGAUUACUUGCUGGCAAUCGGCGCUGAAAUCAAUCGCCCUACCAAUAACGGUGUGACACCACUUUACAUAGCUUCACAAAACGGUAACGAAAAAGUUGUCCAAUACUUGGCGACAGUCGGCGCCGAAAUCAAUUGCGCUACUAAUGACGGUAUGACACCACUUUUCAUAGCUUCACAAAACGGUCACGAAAAAGUUGUUGAAUACUUGGCGACAUUCGGCGCCGAAAUCAAUUCCACUAUGAAUGACGGUUGGACACCACUUCACACAGCUUCCUAUAAUGGUCACGAAAAAGUUGUCGAAUCCUUGGCGACAGUCGGCGGCGUAAUCAAUCACGCUGAAAAUGACGGUGUGACACCACUUUACUUAGGUUCACAAAACGGUCACGAAAAAGUUGUCGAAUACUUGACGACAGCCGGCGCCGAAAUCAAUCGCACUAAAAGAAACGGUGCGACACCACUUUACAUAGCUUCACAAAACGGUCAUGAAAAAGUUGUUGAAUACUUGGCGACAGCCGGCGCCGAAAUCAAUCGCGCUAAAAGAAACGGGGCAACACCACUUUACACAGCUUCACAAAACGGUCACAAAAAAGUUGUUGAAUACUUGGUGACAGUCGGCGCCGAAAUCAAUCGUGCUAAUAAAACCGGUGCGACACCACUUUACGUAGCUUCACAAAACGGUCACGAAAAAGUUGUCGAAUACUUGGCGACAGCCGGCGCCGAAAUCAAUCGCGCUCAAAAAAUCGGUGCGACACCACUUCACAUAGCUUCUUGGAACGGUCACGAAAAAGUUGUCGAAUAUUUGGGGACUGUCGGCGCCGAAAUCAAUCGCGCUACAAAUAACGGCUGGACACCACUACAUAUAGCUUCACAAAACGGUCACGAAAGAAUUGUCGAAUACUUGGUGACAGUCGGCGCCGAAAUCAAUCGCGCCAAUAAAAACGGUUGGACACCACUUUACAUAGCUUCCCAAAACGGCCAUAAAAAAGUUGUCGAGUAUUUAAAGAAAGUCGGCGCUUCUAGAAGGAAUCCUACUAACGAGAACUUCUCCGAAGGGUCUGGUUGUAGUUUAAUGUAGCAAUUUUUUCACCUCCAUGAACAAAGCGUAGGUUUAGUAUCACUAAGUCAGUGCUGGUUAUUUUACAGAGGAUAUAAUUCAUGUAUCACGUCUUGCGAUUUCAUGCAAUAGAAGAUGUUAAUAUCUGUAAAUUCACUGAGAACGGGCGCUAAUAUUAUACCGCUUUGUUAAAUAUAUUUUUUAUACAUAUACCUAAAUACUUCAGAAAUACCUUGAUGAGGUACACCAGAGGACAUAGAAAAACGUCAUAGUUUAAAUCAAAUGACAGUUAAGAACACAUCAGUUUCUGUUAGUAGCAGUGCUUGUUUCUAAUUAGGAAUAAAAUUAACUAGAAGAAAUGUCACAAUAUUUUUAACGACGCGUUUUAUUUUCGACAAAUUGGCACUAGGUUAAUCAGAAUAUUACAAGCUGCUUACUGUUUCCUUCACUUUCAUUUAAAUCACACGAAUUACAAUUAUAGUGCAACAAUGUUUUUAUUGGCAUCGACUAUUUAAAUUUCGCACUUACCCAAAACGGUUGAGGACUCCAAUGUUAAUGAGGGUGGUUUUGCAAAAUCAACCUCCAUCUCGCAUCUAUAUUAAUCUAUACAUACUUUAUACUUAUUUACAAGGUCGCACUAAUGACACAAAAUUUAAAAGGGGACUUUUCGUGCUUUAAUUGCAGAAUCUCCUGUCCUUGAAUCAGUUCUUCUGUUUCAGCUUUAUUUGAUCGAGAAUUCUUAAUGUACAGUGAACGACUGAGGAAUGCCUAAUAAAUGAGACACUAAUACGGUAAAUAACUAUUAGGAAUAUAUUUGUUGUUUUUGUUGCUUUGAAAACUUCAUUUGGUAAUCUUGAUGUGCCCUAAAGAUAUAUGCUGUCCUUCGAUGCUGCUCAUAAAUGCAGUUAAUGUACGAGUAAUCUGCCGAUUCAGUUGUAUUAUCCUUUAUUUUUAAGUCCAAUUCAUUAUACUUUUUGUUCUUCGUUGGAAUGUACAACGCUUUUUCCGAAACCAUUCGCAAAAAUAACAAUCAACCUAGGUCUAAAAUCAAUGAAAAGCAGCACUUCAAAAUUUCUUUACAUCACCUCAUCGCCUCUGCUUUUUCUUUGAUAUUCAUGACUUGGAAGAGUACUCAAUUGUGUAUUUUUUUCGCAACUAGUAUUAUUGAGUUUGAUCAAAAAUUAAAAAUUACUAGUAAAUGUACACACACUAUUACGAAUAAAAUAAGACCUUGAGAUAAAAUAGAAUUGUGUUUUCUCUUUUAAAUAUUAAAUAAACAAAAAGCAAUGCAUGAGACCGUUUAGCAUAUUCCUCCAUAUUUUCCUGAUUGAUUUUUACAACAAUUUAAAGAUGCAAAGGAACAACCCAGAAAAUGAAGAAAUAAUUUUGAAUCGCCUCAUCAGUCACAAAUUCUAACAAAAAGGUGUAAUUUAUAGUAAAUUUAGCCCUAUUGUAAAAUGCAGUACAAGUGAAGCUGUAUACAUAUCUAUAACGAAGCAAAGGUGUACACAAGAAAGAAGAAAUUAUGAAAUACUUCCAAUCUUCUACAAAACAACGACUGACUCAAGUAAAAAAGUUGAACUCUCCAAAAUGAGCCAUUCUUCUUUGUGUCAUUUUGUUACCUCGCGCCGUGGUUGGUGGACUAAGUACUCAAAUUAGACAAUAGGCUUAGGCAAUGGAGGAUCACCUUAGAAACCAGAGAUCUUUUUCGAACACUUCAAGAAAUGUUUCUUUUUUCUUCCUGUAAGAAAGGACACUGAAAGAGCUGUCUAUAGCGGUUAUCCCGAGCGUAAGAAGCCCUAGAUGGUUCAGCACGAACAGUUAGAGCCUACGAAAUUCCACCGUCUGACAAAAACGACCUAAUUCAAUCAACAAGAAACUCAAUCGAGCUACAAACCAACGAAAAAUACGAGCAUCAUUUUUUCGGAACUUGAGCAACAAUCCCGGUGAGGAAGACUUCGAAAGAUCUUCAUGUUUACUUGUACAUGCAAAGCUUGCACGGAAAACUGGCCGAUUUUAACAUCCCCACAGAUGAACUGGACCUUCAACAAGAAAAUAUCACCAAGUUGCAGAAAAACUUACGUCACAUCGUCAGGAAGAGGUUGUGGACGAAGAGGACCAAUUAGACCGCGAUUCCACAAAAAAUAAUGGUUGCUAGCAGAAAUUUCUCGUUACUUAUAUAACGUCGUAUUAUUGUUAGUAUAUACGUAGAAGCAGCAACAAACGUUGUAUUUUUUUAGCUAUUUUUUAAAAAAUGUUCGUAUAUCAAUCGUCUAUUUUGUAGUGUUGCUAAAAUUUUGUCAAUAUAUUUAAAGAAUAUAAUGUUAAUUUGUACAAGA
Messenger RNA from Zophobas morio, 8468 nucleotides. RefSeq lists its product as uncharacterized. Lineage: Eukaryota; Metazoa; Arthropoda; Insecta; Coleoptera; Tenebrionidae. Gene Ontology annotation, molecular function: protein binding. The record is from RefSeq and is a predicted model, not a curated record. Bases 49 to 6150 code for a protein of 2033 amino acids. The transcript is spliced from 7 exons.